Messenger RNA from Phyllotreta striolata, 936 nucleotides. The record is from the annotation of a GenBank genome assembly. NCBI's taxonomy places the organism in Eukaryota, Metazoa, Arthropoda, Insecta, Coleoptera, Chrysomelidae.
AAACCCCCUUCAAGACCAAUUGAAACAAAACAAUAACAUAAACAAUGUGCAAUUUGUUAUAAAUAGUAAAUAAGGGUAUUUUUGUGAAAUUAUUACCAAUAUUACAUUUUACAUGAUUAUUAGUAAAUAUGAUAACUUUAAAGCAACGCUUGAAAGGGAAAACGGAAAGCAAUGAACCUACCACUUCCAGAGUUUCCAUUAGAGAUAGGUUACUUAUAAAAGAAGCCCAAGAAAUGUCGAAACUGUUACCAGCCUGUUGUUCAAUUGAUUACAUGAACGUUAACGAUUUAAGUAGAUUUAUUCUGAUAGUCAGACCUACGGAAGGUUUUUGGCACGGAGGGACAUUUAAAUUUGAAAUAAACGUUACCGAUGACUACAACAUGGAACCUCCUAUAGUGAAAUGUAUAACUAAAUUAUGGCAUCCUAAUAUUACAGAAUCCGGUGAAGUGUGCUUAUCACUUCUUAGAAGGCACAGUGUAGAAGACGGUAUGGGUUGGUCCCCUAUUAGAACACUUAUUGAUGUUGUGUGGGGACUGAAUGCCUUAUUUACAGAUUUAUUAAAUUUCGAAGAUCCUCUGAAUGUGGAUGCCGCAGAAAUGUUUAGACAUUCUAAAGAAGAAUUCAAAAUCAAAGUAAUGGAAUACGUUGCUGUUUACGCUCAAGAAUAAUCCAACGUGUCGUGUCCUAAUUUUCUAUUUAGAUAAGUAAUACAUUCGAUUGUAUGUAAAAAUUGUAUCCGUUCACGAGUUCCAGCUCCGGUGCCGCUUUUAUUCGAAUAGAGUUUAACAGGACACUGGAAGAUCAAAUAUAAACAAAUUUAAUUUAAAACAAAAAUUGUUGGCUUAUCAAUUUAUGUAUAUUAUUUUUAAUACAAUUUUUAUUUGGUUUAUUGGCGACCAUAAUUAUAUUAAAAGUAUGUGUAAAUUUCAUUGAUUC